AAAAUUUUCACUUAAAUUAUUUAUAGAAUCUCCUCUGGACUUAUCGAUGACGCUACUCGCUCAUCAUUCUUUGCCACCAAUAUCACACUCUUAUUACGAACUGGAUGAGUACGAAUCAACAUCCGAAGAAUCCUCAUCAUCAACGCUGUCGUUGGCCGGUGAUCACCUCGAUUGCAGUAUUCUGACGACGAUCAAGAGAGGGGAGAGAGUUUUAUUACCCUGCGAAGUCUGUGGCAAAUCCUUCGACCGACCGUCUCUUCUGAAACGACAUAUGAGAACGCAUACAGGGGAGAAACCGCAUGUCUGCAUGGUGUGCAACAAGGGUUUCUCAACCUCGAGCUCGUUGAACACGCAUAAGCGUAUCCACAGCGGCGAAAAACCUCAUCAGUGCCUUGUUUGUGGAAAGAAGUUUACAGCCUCGUCGAAUCUCUACUAUCAUCGGAUGACUCAUAUCAAGGAGAAACCACACAAAUGUUCACAAUGUUCAAAAUCAUUUCCGACACCGGGUGACCUGAAGAGUCACAUGUAUGUGCAUAAUGGACUAUGGCCGUUCAGAUGUCAUAUUUGCAGUCGUGGUUUCAGCAAGCCGACCAACUUGAAGAAUCAUAUGUUACUCCAUCUGGGCAGAUGCUCCAAUAAGAAGUAUGUCAAGUCUAUCUCUGACUUUUGACUAAAUUUCACUUUGUUAUAAUUUCAUUUAAAAAGUUGCAAAUCACUAGUGUACGUAUAAUGUAUAUGUAUGAAUAAUGUGCCAUUCUUGGUCAAACAAAUAAUUUGACAAAAGAACAAUUGUAUGUAAAUGCAAACUUUUUGUAGAAACUUUUGUAAAACUAUAUGUAAUCACAAAUUUAUUUCGAUUAAUUCGAGUUAUGUUCAAAUCUAAAAAAAUACUUGUUCAUAAUGUAAACUUUUUGUAAAAUUUCUUAGUUAUCUAAUUCAUUAUGUUACAGUAGUACAAUUUUUGCACUCUACAAUUAAUAUGCAAUCUUUCAAAUGAAUAUUAACAUAUUCACAAGAGUAUGGUUUUUAAUCAUUCUAUCUGCAAUAUGUACACAAGUAUCCAAAUACUCAUUUCGAAAUUAAACUUAUGUUUUUAUGCAAUUUCGCUUCAAAUUUCUUUUUUAGACCAACAAAGAACAGUUUCGCACAAACUUCAUCUCAUUUUCAUUUUAGCAGGAAUCUUGUAAAGAUGAAUAUUAUUUUACCGUACAAUAUAUCAUAGAUCCGGAUACUAUCGACUUUUAACAAAUAUGAACGAGUAAAGCAAUAUUUGAAGAUAUUUUUCAUACUUCAAACAAAUAAAAAUUAUUUUGAUGAAUUGUUUUAUUUAAUGUUUCAUUUUUUUACAAAACUGUAAUUAACAGAAACCCAAUCUUCGUUUUUUCUGUAUAAAUAUUCAUUAUUUAAGGAUCUUAAUAAUAAUUUUAAAUACACUGUUUAAAUACACAUUAACCUAAUAGUAACUUCAAAUACGCAUUCAAAAAGUUCUGGGACUGCGUUUUUUCUGGGCGCACUAAUAGCGCCAUCUAUUUUCCAAUGAUGAGACUAAUUAGUAAUAUAAAGCUUUGUAAGUCUCCUAUAUUUUUUGCGUCGCCAUCGAGUGAGCUGUUCAUGUAUGUACAGUGCAUAUUUCAAAUUUGCAAGAUUUACUGACUUUUAUACUUCGACUCACUAAUCGACUCUACAUCCUCGAAACUGGUCCCUUUAAGGACUACUUUCAAUUUUGGAAAGAGGAAAAAGUCCGCUGGGGCUACAUCCAAGCGAGUUAAGUCGGGUGGUUAAUAACUGAUUUUUUGUGCCAAGAAUAUGUGAUUUUUUAUUUUUAUUUUUUUUGUGUCAUUCAAACACCUUACUACGACUUAAAUAGACUUUCCCAUAUGUAUUUUGCAUAAUUGCUUCCGAUAUUUGAAACGCUUUAUAGCGCUUUUCCUAUAUUUAAAACAAAAACUUUAUUGCGGCUCUUUGCUCCAUGUCGAAAUUCGUGAUUAGCCAAUAAAUCUUACAAGUUUGAAAUAUGCACUGUAUGUACAUACCUAUAUAUGAUAUGAAUAGUUUACUCAGUGGCAACGCAAAAAAUAUGAAAGACUUACAAAGUUUUAUACUAAUUAGUCCCAUCAUUGAAAUAUAGAUGGCACUAUUAUUGCGUACGGAAAAAAUUUAGUCUCAGAACUUUUUGAAUGUGUAUUCUUCUGUUUCUUUUGUAUUUAAUAUAAAUAAAUCAAUAACAAUAAUCUUAAUAAUAUAAUAACAUACAAAUAUUUCGGCUGAUACUAAUGCUCGAAAAUUUUUUAUGACCAGUAUAUAAAUGAUAUUUCUUUACUUUGUAAAUUGCGUUCACAAUCUUUCCUAAAUUCUAUCGUUAAUAAUAUUUUUUAAUAUUAUAAAUUAAUAAGAAACAACUAAUAAAAAACACUUACAUGUUUAAAAACACACAAUUAGAAACAUGCAAAACAUAGCACUGCAAAUAUACGUCUAUUCAUACAGGCUCUUUAAAUACUAACAAUACAUAUGAGAUGUUGAGCGUGUCAAAAC
Molecule: messenger RNA, 2532 nt
Organism: Wasmannia auropunctata (little fire ant)
Lineage: Eukaryota; Metazoa; Arthropoda; Insecta; Hymenoptera; Formicidae
Product: gastrula zinc finger protein XlCGF7.1-like
Exons: 3
Cellular component (GO): nucleus
Source: RefSeq, a predicted model, not a curated record